Molecule: messenger RNA, 1119 nt
Organism: Rhagoletis zephyria (snowberry fruit fly)
Lineage: Eukaryota; Metazoa; Arthropoda; Insecta; Diptera; Tephritidae
Source: RefSeq, a predicted model, not a curated record
AUGGCCCCUGAAGAAGAGGACGAGGACAGCCUGGAUGAGCGAGCCCGCCUGAAGGUGCUCGACGCCAAAGCCAAGGCUCGACCGGAACUCGACCACAUCGGAUGGAGCAUCAACAACUACCACAAAACUUUCAAAACAAACCUCGAGCUGGACAACUGCCCGCGCAUUGAUGUGCACAAGGUCUCGCCGGAGGAGUUUAUUGAAAAGUACGAAAAGAUCUACCGACCGGUGGUCAUAACGGGAGUGUGCAAUGAGUGGAAGGCCAACUACAAGUGGACCCUCGAUAAACUCGCCAAAAAGUACCGCAACCAAAAGUUCAAAUGUGGCGAAGACAACGAAGGCUACAGUGUCAAACUGAAGAUGAAGUACUUUGUGCACUACAUGACCCACAACGAAGAUGACAGUCCACUGUACGUCUUUGAUAGCACCUUCGGCGAGCACCAUCGCAAAAAGAAAAUCCUCGAAGACUACGAUGUGCCUAUUUACUUCCGCGACGACCUCUUCAAGUACGUCGGGGAGGACAAAAGACCGCCGUACAAGUGGUUCGUCAUGGGCAGCGCCCGCUCCGGCACCGGCAUUCACAUUGACCCGCUGGGCACCAGCGCCUGGAACGCCCUCGUCUCGGGCACCAAGCGGUGGUGCCUUUUUCCCACCAACACCCCCAAAGAGCUGAUCAAGGUGAAGCCGAGCGAGGGUGGCACCCAAAUGGACGAGGCCAUCACCUGGUUCACUGUGAUAUACCCGCGAACGCAGACGCCCGACUGGCCGGCACAGUUCAAGCCACUGGAGAUCAUCCAGAAGGCCGGCGAGACGGUCUUCGUGCCUUCCGGCUGGUGGCACGUCGUCCUCAACCUCGACAACACCAUCGCCGUCACGCAGAACUUCUGCAGCUUCACCAACUUUCCCGUCGUCUGGCACAAGACGGUCCGCGGCCGGCCGAGGCUGUCGGCGAAGUGGCUGGAGGCGCUGCGGGAGCAUGUGCCCGAGUUGGCCGCCGUCGCCGACCGCACUGAUCUCAACCAACCCACCGGCAUCGCCUCGGACAGCUCCAGCAGCUCCAGUAGCUCCAGCUCAGAGUCGGAGUGCUCCGAUCCGGAUGCAGGCAAAGAAACGAUGUGA